GCAUAUAUAGCGGCUGACAUGAAAACAAUAGAUGUAAAGUCAAGACUAUACAAUCGAGAAAAGUCACUCAUCGAUGUUUGUAAACAUGUUGGUCCGUUCAAAGUGGAAAUAUGAAGUUUAUCAACUUUAGUAAGUUGGUUGCAAAUGUGGUCUAGAGAACAUUUGAUGAGAAUUAUUUUGUGAGAUUUAGAGAACCUUUUUAAGAAUACAUAAACCUACAUUUUGCCACAACCUUUAGAUGAAAAACAAAGGUUGCAAUGGACAAGGACUUGUCUCAUGAAAUUCCUCCAGAAUUUGCAUCUAUUACUUCAGCAAGUGCCACAUAUUACAAAGUUGGAAGUUCAUUAGAUCAACUUCAUGAUGAAGAAGUCGUGAAGAAGCACAUACUCAUUGUAACAUCACGGGGACAUCUAAUUGAACUUCAGGCUGGCAAUAUAGUGCGUUUUUCAGAACUGUCAUGGAAGGAUGGAGCCAAAAUUGUGGUCCAUCACCAAUUUCAACCAUUGCAGUUAUAUGUUAUUGUUCUCCGUAGAUGUCAAAAGGCUGUUCUCAUAUCAUACAGUGACCUUAAGAUUAUUCAUGAAUGGGAUGAUGUGGAGGACAUCAGUUCCUCAGACCCAGACAAUUCUGGGGUUCCCACAUUUUCAUUGAAACUCAUCUCAGGAGAAUGGUGUGCAGUGGAAAAUGACAAAUUAUUAUCCCUAUGUGGCGACAAGGAAAAUGAAGAGACUGAAAGGGGUAAAGAUGAGGCAGCAGUUGCAUUGGCUAAUAGACUUAAAGGCGGCAUCCGCCACGUGGAAAGACUUAGUUCAGAAAGAAGAAUAAAGGAGACCUAUAUAAGCCAGAAGAUACGAGUUCUCCAGUCAAAACUUGAGGGUGCACCAGUAUCAGAACUGAAGAGCGUGAUGAAGACGUUAACAGUAGGAAGCUGCAGUUUUGACACGAGCCUUUCCGAGAGAAUCCCUCCACCCAGAUCUUGGAAGUCUCCUAUGGAAAUUAUCUCUGUAAGACACAAGAUAGUUCAUGAUAAAUGGGUCAUUGGUAUCAAUGUUACCAACAAGGCUGACAGGAGUUUGAUGUGUAACCCUGAGCUGAGUCUGCAUGUUGUAAAAGGGACACAACAUCUUUCUUAUACUACGAGCAUUUGGAAGACAGUACAAAGGAGACAGUCAAAUCAGUCAGAAAGUAAUAAUGACUCCAUUGGUCUCAGAGUUGAAAUAGAGAAGUUACAUCCCCCAAUUCUGAGACCUAAGAAGAGGGCCUGCAUUCUUGGUAUAUGCAACAUUCCAAGUUUUAGUGAGGGCUCAAGUGUGACUUGUUCAGGGAUAAUAUCAUAUUCUUGUAAGCCUUUAGCAAUGGAGCCUACCCAGCAAGUUGCGCAACCUGAGGAAUCAUCGCAAGAGUACCAAAUAUCCUUUGAACCUGUGACAAUACAUGCACAUGAACUUCAGACUCAUGUGGUAACCAUUGAUCCAGAAAAUGUCAGAGGAGGUGUGCCUUAUAGCAUUGUAGCACUGGUAGGAGGAAGCAGAUGUAACAACAUUACUAUAACCAGUUUUGUUUCACCACUCUGCAAUCUAAUAACCAAACUUUCAAAUAAUUACACAAUUGUGAAGAUUGGAGGUGUCACUGGUAUGUACUGCUUCUACCCUGCAGAAUGUCAUCCUUUAAGACUUGCUGUUUUCUCAUACCUGCCUCUGGAUGCACACAAAGUGGACAUCAGACUCUACACCAAAGAUGAUAACCAGGCAUUGCUAGUAGUUCAUUCAAUGCUAGCUGUGCUCCCCUUAGAUGUAAACAUACAGCCUCCAGAAGUCAACAUGAAAGACAACAAUUCCCAGACAGAGAAGAUUCGUCACCAGUUGUUGGCCAAAAUGAAGGAAGUCACAUCUUCAGUGAUUGAGAACUAUGAAACUCAUGCAAAAACCCAUAAAAGGAAAAAAGAGGAUGAAGAUCCUAUGAUCAUAGGAAAUACAAAGCUAAAGAAUAGCCCCAAGGGAAAAGUUAAAGGGAUAGAAGAAACUCUAAAGGAUGGUCAGUCUAAUAGCAAAAAAUAUUUAGAAGAUAGGGAAGCCAUUUUAGCAGGAAAGGGAGAUGUAACUUUUGAUGCAGAAAUUUAUGGAUUAUGGAGAAAAAGAUUGUAUGACUUACAGUGUGAAAUGGAUAAUUUGUAUGUGAAUUAUCUAGAAUAAAAGUGAAAUAGUAUUUU
This is a messenger RNA of Penaeus vannamei (Pacific white shrimp), 2209 nucleotides long. RefSeq lists its product as uncharacterized. Gene Ontology annotation, biological process: interstrand cross-link repair; replication-born double-strand break repair via sister chromatid exchange; negative regulation of double-strand break repair via homologous recombination. Lineage: Eukaryota; Metazoa; Arthropoda; Malacostraca; Decapoda; Penaeidae. The record is from RefSeq and is a predicted model, not a curated record. Gene Ontology annotation, cellular component: Fanconi anaemia nuclear complex.